This is a messenger RNA of Lobosporangium transversale, 2056 nucleotides long. RefSeq lists its product as hypothetical. Gene Ontology annotation, biological process: autophagosome maturation. NCBI's taxonomy places the organism in Eukaryota, Fungi, Mortierellomycota, Mortierellomycetes, Mortierellales, Mortierellaceae. The transcript has 2 exons. Gene Ontology annotation, cellular component: cytoplasm. The record is from RefSeq and is a predicted model, not a curated record. Bases 143 to 1963 code for a protein of 606 amino acids.
CUUGAAUUAACUUCAUUACAUUCCCUCCUUAGCUUCUCAUCAAUUCUUUUUCUUCGCUUCCCAUCGUUUUUGUUUACUUGCUUACUUUCUUUAGGCUCUACAGCACACCUGUAUGAUAAAAAGAGCUAAAUAGAGAUACGCGAUGGAUAGUCACCAAACGCAGAGCAUUUAUCCGCACGUUCCACCGCCUCCUAUCUCUGCAAGAAGUUACUCAAUUGAACCCUCCGCUCCACCUUCUGCUCCACCUUCUGCUCCACCUUCUGCUCCACCUUCUACUCCACCCUCUGCUCCUCUGCUACUAUCAUCACACUCUUUACGCCCAUCACACACAUCCUUCGCUCCGUAUCCAGAUUUAGCUUACUCUCCUUCUGCUCCUCCUCCGCCUCCAUCUUCCAUUUCACCGCUAUCUCAGCCGACAUGGUGCACGUCAAUAUAUAGCCCGACAGAUGGCGAUAGUCAGCCUGAGCAGCUCUAUCCCACAGAACCUUCUGUAUCCUAUCCAGUUUUGGAACAGACAUAUAAUAUACCGCAUGAGCAGAAGCAAAGCAGUGCCCAACAGCUCAGCCUAGACGUUGAAGCUCUUCGUAUUCAGGCGAAUCUGUCCGCCCAGCAUUUACGACAACAAUAUGAAAAUGAACAAUUGAAUGGGCUAUCCCAAAGGCUACUACAGUUUGAGGAGUCCUUAACUGUUGAUACGACGGAUGAUGAUUUAGAUGCGUUUUUCAGCCAUAUGCAGUCUUAUGAGAAGGCGCAUGAGUCUGUGCAGCAAUCCAAACUUACAAUAUUUAACCUUCAACAAAAAGCUAAAGGAUAUGCAAGUAGACUCUGGAAAGUUGAAACAAAGUCAGAGGUCGCAAAAGCCACAUGUGGUGAUGGAAACAUCAUCUCACACAACUAUAGCUAUCAGCAUGGGCAUCAUGAACCGGAGGUGGCCAUGAAACUUAAAAAGUCCCUCGCUCGCCUUUAUAAACAACGAACAAAGAGUCUAGUACAAAUGCAAUAUGAGGAAACAUCAUGUCGGCUUUGGAUCGAAGACCACCUUGCGGCUUUUUUGAGUAAUAUUUCAUGGAUAAUGAAUAGGAAUCAAAGACAGGAGGAGAUAGGCAAAGUACCUUGGAUAGGAACACCCCCUAAUAAGCAAGACUUGGAGCGAGUGAGGAACUAUCUCGAUAUUCUCUUCCAAUUUGAAAGAUCUGCUCGAAGGCAGCCAGAUUUUAAAGCGGAAGUCGAUGAACGGAAAACUGAUGCGGCUCUCCCAGAGUCACCAUUGUUUUCAUCGACAUCAUCGAAUGCGCAGGAACCGACUGUUGCAUCCACAAACUCAAUCCUUCAAUCCAUUCAGCACUGGAUAUCUCUUCUCGCAGCUACCUUUUUGCACUAUGGUGGUAUCAUCGAAUAUGAGUAUUUAACCGUGCAGGUACUCCGAACACGUCAGGUAUCAAACUGGGCUGCAACUUUUGUGCAAUGCGGGAUACCAAUAACCUGGUCAAAGACAUACCAGGACUUUUACAUUACUCAGGUGGAGCUAGUAUUGACUGGCUCAUUAAUGCGUAAACAUAAACUCAAGGAGUCACCACAAAGCUGUCUUUCAGGACCUUUAAUUGAACUCGGAUUGCAUUUGGAAGAAGACGACUAUCUGGCUCUUUUAGACCAAAUGGACUUGCCAUUAUUUUUCAAUCGCCUUCUACAAGAACAAAAGGAAAUUUACUCCAAUGACGGCUCGAUCCUACGGCGAGAGCUCUCAGAACGUGCUGCGUUGCGACUAUUGAGUACAACCCGCCACUUGUUUGACGUUAUCAUACAUGCGCUACGACGACUGACAGCUUUCACUAUGGUUGCAAAGCGUUUAUCCCAAUUACUCUGUCAAUUGGCCCAGAUCCUGGGCGACCACUUGUUGAUCCUUGGACCUUCAUCUGAGCGUGACCAUAGUAAGGCAAGCGCUAGUAUUAAGCUAAGCGUGUAAGUAAUUUCGUUCAGGUUCGAAUACUCCAUGAAGUUAUGGCUUGAUCAGAGCUUCAUAUUAUUGUAUUAACUGCGUGGCUAUCAAUGAAACUAG